This is a messenger RNA of Vitrella brassicaformis, 2097 nucleotides long. NCBI's taxonomy places the organism in Eukaryota, Vitrellaceae. The record is from the annotation of a GenBank genome assembly.
CCGUCACGAUGCACAUGUACACAUAGGGAUGAGUGCUAUGCACGCUACCGUCUCUGUUUCUCUCUCGACUAGCCAGUUGACUAAACAGCAACCCACCCCCGCCCCGCCCCGACCAGCCUGGCCUGGCCACUGGUGGCCGGCCCUUCCUCAGUCACUCAUGUCACUCAUUCUCUGACGAGCGUGCCGCGCCCCCUCCCCAGCUUCCUGAGCAGGUCGAACACGGUGAACACGUCGGCUGUCGCAUUAUCGGUCUCGUCGUUGCCCAACUCAUCGCUGCCACGCACGCAGCACACACGCUCUAGCCGGGGAAACCUGGCCUGCUUCAAUGGGAAGGGCAGACAGGCGUCCUCCGCCCCACUCAGACGCAGCACGCGGCACUGGCGGAACACCAGCGGCCUCAUGGUCGGCUGCCGACCGCCCCACCACCGCCACUGGUCCUCGCUGUUGGAUGUCGUGCACGCCACCGUCACCUCUCGCGCAUGGAAGGCGGCGAACAGGGUGACCUUCUUGACGAUGUGGCGAAUCAUGUCGUUGUCGUGGCUGGCGUCGGGGGAGAGGACGUCCAGCGUGACUCGCUCGACAGUGAUGUGGAGGUAGGGCCGCUCGAGGACGUAGAGGAGGCACCUGGCCAUGUCGAGUGAGAUGACGAUGCUCUUGAAGUGGAUGUGCAGGGGGCGGGAGGCCUCACGGUUGGGCAGGGUGGGCGGGAAGUGGUACUGCGUCUGGAUCAGCUGGGGCAUGAACGGGUCACUCUCGGGCUGCGCACGCAGGUACGCAGGCAGCGUGGCGUAGCCGUGGUCGGCAGCUGGACUGUGGCUGGGACCAGGGGUGGUGGUCACGGUGGCGCCCCCGCGGCUCGUGCUGGUGUGCCCCCACCCGUCGCCCUGUUUCUGCUCCUCCACGACGCCGCUGGCAGUGUAGCUGACGUUGGUGUUCAUCUGGGUGCGCGAGCUCCACUCGUCGACCACCACCCGCUUGAACUGCCGCAUGGCCGCGUGGUGCCACACGAGGGAGUGCUCGAACGUGCUGGUGCAGUACAUGGGCAGACGAGUGACGGCAGCGGUCCUCUCCCCCUCCCCACUCAACACCUUGAGCCACCUGUCCCGCUGUCGACUCGGCAUGCGGCGCAUCAAUGGCUCGCCAAGGGCCAGGUGCGAGUGUGCUGAGGGGGAGCGCGACGCAGCCAGGGCGUCACGCGACACGUCGCCGUAUGUGAUGACGCGAGGCGUCUCGAGGAACGAGAGGAUGUUGCCGUAGACCUCCAAGGGCACGGAGAAGCCCUGCAUGGGAAUGGUGGUGAGCAGCUUCGCGUCACAGUGGUGGAGGGGGAGGGAGGGACUGGGCGGGGGGAACAGGCGCGCCACCAACUUCGAAGACAACACCUGUCAACAAUGACGCAACACGGAUGAAUGGUAAUUAAUGUCUGUCUGCUCGUGUGCCCACCUUGUUGUGUGCGCUCUUGCAAGCGCCAUGAACCGCGUUGGCUUUCUGGCAGGCACAUCGCCACGCAGCGGCAGGGUCCAGGUGUGAGCGAACAGCCGCCACUCGCUCGACGGCCCAGCAGAGCAGCAGCAGAAGGAUGGCGCAGGACAUCCAUGGCGACGACGCGAUGUGAGCCGGCGGAGGGAAAAAGCCAGCAGGCGCAGUCAAUCGGUAUGUCACCAGCGAUUCGCCGCCCCUUGCGUGGGGUCCAUCGAUGUCCGCGAGAAGCCCAUCGAGUUGGUGACACUUGGUCAGCAGCCACUCAUCUGUGGGCAUGCUGCUGCUGGCGUCUCGCUCACAUAAACCCGCCAGACGCAGCAGCUUCUCCGCGCUCGACAGCGGAGCUUGCAACAUGGCCUCGGCGCUGAACCAACGCACAAGAGGCGGACAAAGAGUUGAUGUUGAGCCGUCGCUUGUACUGUGUUUGUGGUAUCCUCACUCACCUCGAGUGUGCUCCAUGUGCAGUCGUGAGCGGGAAAACCGACGGGAGCAGAGCGAUGAAGGCCAGCAGCAUGGCAAGAGCGAGAAUCUCGGGUCAACUUUCGAAGUCACCGAUUGCGUCGAAAACUACGGUAGUUGAGGUGCUGUGGAGUCCACAUAGUCACCUCCUUUCCC